Messenger RNA from Spodoptera littoralis (African cotton leafworm), 801 nucleotides. NCBI's taxonomy places the organism in Eukaryota, Metazoa, Arthropoda, Insecta, Lepidoptera, Noctuidae. The record is from the annotation of a GenBank genome assembly.
AUGCGUGCCAUCAUCCUCCUGGCCCUUUUGGGCUCCGCUCUCGCGGUCCCUAGGAACCCCAGCCGCAUCGUGGGUGGUUCAGCCACAAAUAUUCAGACGUACCCUUACAUGGCGAACAUGCAGUACUCAUCAUUAGGCAUCUUCUUCUCACAUAGUUGCGGAGGUUCCUUGUUGACUACGACUUCUGUGCUCUCCGCUGCUCACUGCUUCUAUGAAGACUUUGAAUGGCAAUGGCGCGUCGUCCUUGGGACCUCGUUCCGAAGCCAAGGUGGCUCUGUCCACUCGAUCCAGCGUAUCAUUAUGCACCCUCAAUACAUCGAUGAGAUUUUGAACAAUGACGUCGCCGUCGUUCGUCUCAACGUACCGGCUGUGUACUCCAGCAGCAUCCGACCAGCGAGGAUUCCAGGCCCUGAAUAUCACUUGGCUGACGGAUCUCUUGUAACACACGUAGGCUGGGGCAGACAAUGGACUGCCGGCCCAUUAUCCGAGCAGCUGCUACAUGUUCACCUGAACGUCAUCAACCAGGAAGAGUGUGCAGCUCGUUACGCUUACCUGAAGACUCAGCCUGGUUAUGAGGAUUGGCCAGACAUCAACGAAGGCAUGGUGUGCGCUGGGAUCCUGGAUGUGGGCGGCAAGGACGCCUGCCAGGGAGACUCUGGCGGUCCCCUCGCUCACCAUGGAGACAUUAUCGUCGGUGUCACAUCUUGGGGAUUUGAAUGCGGUCAUUCCUUCUACCCUGGAAUCAGUGCUCGCGUAUCUCAAUAUACUGAUUGGAUCGUGGCUAACGCCAAUAAUAAUUAA